Molecule: messenger RNA, 1341 nt
Organism: Andrographis paniculata
Lineage: Eukaryota; Viridiplantae; Streptophyta; Magnoliopsida; Lamiales; Acanthaceae
Product: sorbitol dehydrogenase-like
Exons: 5
Coding region: 65-1162 (365 amino acids)
Molecular function (GO): zinc ion binding; oxidoreductase activity, acting on the CH-OH group of donors, NAD or NADP as acceptor
Source: RefSeq, a predicted model, not a curated record
UCUAAGAUUUUGUAAAAAGACAGAAGAAAAGAGAGAGAGUGACAAGCAGCAACAUAAGAAGAAAAUGGCGGCGAAAAAUGCUUCAGCACAAGGAUUUAGUAAAGAAGAAAAAGAAAACAUGGCAGUAUGGCUUGUUGGUCCUAGAACCCUCCAAAUUCAGCCUUACAACCUUCCCUCUCUUGGGCCUGAAGAUGCAAGAAUCAGAAUCAAAGCUGUAGGGAUUUGUGGAACUGAUGUUCACUUCUUCAAGGAGUUGAAAAUGGGCAAUUACAUAGUAAAAAAGCCAAUAGUCCCCGGCCAUGAGUGCGCCGGAAUAGUCGAGGAAGUAGGGGCCGGCGUCAAGCACCUGUCGCCGGGCGACCGUGUGGCCAUCGAGCCGUCAAUAGGGUGCUGGCAGUGCCACACCUGCCGCCAGGGAAGGUACAACAUCUGCCCCGAGCUGAAGUUCUUUUCCCUGCCCCCGGUCAACGGCGCCCUCGCCAACUAUGUCGUCCAUCCCGCCAAAAAUUGUUUCAAACUCUCCGACACAUUGACCUUUGAGGAAGGUGCACUGUGUGAGCCCCUCAGCUGUGCAAUACACGCUUGCCGACGCGCCAACAUAAGCGUCGAGACCAAUGUAUUGGUAGUUGGGGCUGGCCCGAUCGGGCUCCUCACAAUGCUUGCGGCUCGGGCUUUCGGAUCCCCAAGAAUCUUGGUCCUCGACAUAGAGGAUUCCCACUUGGAAGUGGCUAAGAAGCUCGGGGCCGAUGGCGUUAUCAAGGUUUCGAUAAAUAUUGAUGAGGUGGAAAAAGAAGUAGAGAAAAUUAAGGUUGCCAUGGAUGGAAAGAUCGACGUAAGUUUCGAUUGUGUGGGGCUUAGCAAGACGAUGUUGACAUCACUACAAGCCACGUCAUCAGGUGGAAAGGUUUGCCUUAUCGGAUUAGGGCACGCCAAUAUGUCUGCACCUUUAACCGGCAAUGUGGCCGCAAGGGAGGUGGAUCUUGUGGGAACAUUCUGCUACACGAACACGUGGCCAUUGGCGAUCGAGCUUAUAAGGAGCGGGAAGAUAGACGUGAAGGCGUUGAUCACACACAGAUUUGGGUUCUCCCAAAAGGAGGCUCAAGAAGCUUUCGAGACCAGUGCAGACGAUGGCAAUGCAAUCAAGGUCAUGUUCAAUCUCUAACAUGAAACCAGAUUAAAUGACAAACCAGGUGGCUUCUCUCCCCUCUUCAAUAAAACUGCUGUUGUAUCAAUAAACUUUUUAUAUACACUGCCUUUUUGGACUCCUAAUAUAUACUUCAUUGUGUCACAAUUUCUACAUCAAAUAAGAUCUAAGCAUAAUACCUUAUGUGGUUUAAAUUU